CUCAAUUCUGGCGAUUCAAGUCACAAUCUCUGACCGUAUACAGAAUGGCCCCUCGUGCGCAUUCCAAGACCUCGCGUGUCCCUCGUCGACCCUUCGAGUCUGCUCGUCUGGACUCGGAGCUGAAGCUCGUCGGUGAAUAUGGCCUGCGCAACAAGCGUGAGGUCUGGCGAGUCGGUUUGACUCUGUCCAAGAUCCGUCGUGCUGCCCGUCAGCUUCUUACCCUCGACGAGAAGGACCCCAAGCGACUUUUCGAAGGCAACGCCCUGAUUCGCCGUCUCGUCCGUGUCGGUGUUCUCGACGAGUCUCGCAUGAAGCUCGAUUACGUGCUGGCCCUGAAGAUUGAGGAUUUCUUGGAGCGCCGCCUGCAGACCUGCGUCUACAAGCUUGGCCUCGCCAAGUCCAUUCACCACGCCCGUGUUCUGAUUCGCCAGCGCCACAUCCGUGUCGGCAAGCAGAUCGUCAAUGUUCCCUCCUUCAUUGUCCGUCUCGACUCCCAGAAGCACAUUGACUUCGCCUUGACCUCACCAUUUGGCAGCGGCCGUGCUGGUCGUGUCCGCAGAAAGAAGGCCAAGGCCGCCGAGAAGGGCGAGGAUGGCGAGGAGGAGGAGGAUGACGAGUAGAUGCAUCAUAAGUGUGCUAAUGACUCUCCUGCAUACGAAGCUGGUGACUGAAGGAUAUCACAAGCAGGAAAAAAAGGUUUCUCUUCCUAGCUUUCGGCGUUGGCCAAAGGAUACAAUGGAAUGAUUUAAAAAAAAAAAACUUGAAACGUAAUUGCCACUGGGAUUGGACAUG
This is a messenger RNA of Trichoderma virens Gv29-8, 792 nucleotides long. RefSeq lists its product as uncharacterized. The transcript is spliced from 3 exons. NCBI's taxonomy places the organism in Eukaryota, Fungi, Ascomycota, Sordariomycetes, Hypocreales, Hypocreaceae. The record is from RefSeq and is a predicted model, not a curated record. Gene Ontology annotation, cellular component: cytosolic small ribosomal subunit. Gene Ontology annotation, biological process: positive regulation of translational fidelity; translation. Bases 45 to 620 code for a protein of 191 amino acids. Gene Ontology annotation, molecular function: structural constituent of ribosome; rRNA binding.